This is a messenger RNA of Diprion similis, 1165 nucleotides long. RefSeq names its product pancreatic triacylglycerol lipase-like. The transcript has 4 exons. Bases 82 to 1149 code for a protein of 355 amino acids. The record is from RefSeq and is a predicted model, not a curated record. Gene Ontology annotation, molecular function: lipase activity. NCBI's taxonomy places the organism in Eukaryota, Metazoa, Arthropoda, Insecta, Hymenoptera, Diprionidae. Gene Ontology annotation, biological process: lipid metabolic process.
AAAAGAGUAAGAACGAGCUGUACAAGCGUCACUUGAGUAGUUGCGUGAACCUGAAAGAUUGUGCGAAAAGUAUAUUAAAUCAUGAAGCUUAUUUCCCUUUUGGGAAUAAUUUUGCUAACCGUUGCCUUCGUGCAAUCGGGAAUCGUUCGUCGCGACACCACCGACGACGACUUUGACGACGAAGAUGAUUCUCAAGAGGUUGUUUGGGACGAGGAUACCUGGUACGAGGAAGACGAGGAUGGUAAUCUGAUUGAAAUAACCGACGAACUCGGCAGCAAUGAGACACUUGAGGAAACCGAGCUUCUGCUACCGGAAAAAGUGUUCUUCCACUUGUACACGCUGGAGAACCCGACCACGUCUGAACAGAUCUACAUUGGAGAUGAUGAAACGCUUGCAAGCAGCAACUGGAACUCGAGCAAACUAACUCGAAUCAUAACUCACGGAUGGGUAAACUCGAAAGACAGUGAAGCGUGCACGCUUGUCCGCGAUGCCUACCUGGCUGAGGGUGACUACAACAUCAUCGUCGUCGACUGGUCGAAGAUAUCGAAGCAGCUUUACGGGUUCGCGAGAAGACGUGUCUACAUGGUGGGUGGAUACGUUGCAAAGCUGAUUGACUACCUGGAGACCCAAGGAUUGGAUAUUUCUAAGCUGAUCGUGAUCGGCCACUCUCUUGGCGGCCACAUUGCUGGUCUCUCAGCUCUUCAGGCGACAAACACGGUCGGCUAUGUCAUCGCUCUCGACCCGGCUCUUCCGUACUUCUGGUUCUCGAGCUCAGGCAGCCGAGUUGCUCAGGGUGACGCGGCCUACGUUCAGGUUAUCCACACCAACGGUGGUUUGCUGGGCAUCGACGACGCUAUUGGUGACAUCGACUUUUACCCGAACGGUGGAUCCAGCCAGAAUGGCUGUAUCAUUGACGCCGCCGGUUCCUGCUCACAUGCUCGAGCCUACAAGUACAUGGCCGAGUCUAUAUCCAGCAACGAUGGCUUCUGGGGACGGCUUUGCAAGAGCUGGAGGAGGUUUAGAUACGGACGUUGUAGCUCCACCACCACAACCUACAUGGGUGGUAGUACUCCAACCACCGAAACUGAUGCUGGAUCCUAUUACUUGCGGACCGCGAGGUCCUCGAGUUACGCUUUGGGCGAAAUAUAAACUGUCAAGACCAAGC